UUUGAUGUUUCAGAUAUUUCACUCAUCUGUGCAUUUCUUCACUCGAUUUUUAUUUGUUGGUCUAAGUUUUUUUUCGAAUUAAAAUUAAGAUGCAAUUUUCGAUUGGCCAUUGGUAUCGGUUUGUUUUGUUUAUCAUUACAUUGUCGAUUUUAAUCAAUCAUAUUCGCAUUGAUUGUUAUCCAUUUUUACGUUCGAAAAGAGCAUUUUCCUACAUUGCCAAUGAAACUGCUUGUACUGUCGAUCACGUUGUGUACAAAGAUGGCGAUCCAAUACCAACCGAUGAUCCAUGUGAAACAUGUAAAUGUCGUCCCCCUGGCUUUAUCUGUAUGCUUCAACAUUGUGAAAUCAAAACUGGAUGUCGUGCCAUUCGUCAUGUCGGUGAAUGCUGCCCAUCAUAUCAAUGUGGAUGUGAACAUAAUGGUCAAUACUAUAAAGAUGGUGAACGUAUACACAAUGCUGAAAGCCCAUGCUAUUCAUGCUAUUGUCAAGGCAGUUCUAUCACCUGUUCAUUAGCAGAUUGUCAAUUUCGAUUCGAUUGUGAGCCCGAAUAUGUACUUGGAGAAUGUUGUCCUCGUUAUGAUCAUUGUCCUUCAGAAUAUGGCAUCGUACCCGGUGGAAUAAUAACCGAAAAAAUUCCACAAUUUAUUCAUACGAACAUUUCGAAGCAACAAUCUUCACCACCACUAUCACCUAUCGAUUUAAACGCCACUGAAAAGGCAGUAAUUGUGCCGGACCAUGUUCCUGUUAUUGUCGUCAAUAAACAUUUUGAAAUUGGCGCCAAUUUUACUGUACCGUCUUCAUCAUCACAAAAAACGACUCCUAUUCCAGUAAUUUCCGACUCUGACUCCAACAAGUUUCGAAAGUUAGACAACGAAAUCGACACAACUACAAUAGCACCGAAACCUGAAAUUAAUGAAGUAAAAACAGAAACUAUCAGUAUCAAUGCUGAUGAAGUUGUCAAUUCUACUGUCAAAAUCGAAGACAUCGAAAUGACUACUGAGCCGAAUGGUCAAUCAUUAGGACGAUCUUAUGAUGAAUCUGAAAUUAUGAUCAAUUUGACAUCGAAUGCGGAUGACACCUUCACCGAAAAGGAAAUAGCUGAAGACAUCAUAUCUGCAACGAUAAAACAAAAUAUAAAUUCACCUGACUCGAAAGACAUAAUGAGCGCAAUCACAACUACAGUAGCUAUGAAUUCAAUUACUGAUAAUUUAAAAAUAACAUCGACUACCGAAAGUAGCAUUCCGAAAAUCAUUGCAAUGAGUCGAUCUGAAGAUGAUGAGAUGUCAACCACAAUUUCACCAACAACAAUUUCUACCUUUGUCUUGAAUGAAACGGACAAAGUCAAUAACGACAUGACUACUCUUGCUGAUACUGAUUUUGAUUCAAUAAUCAGCAUGGCUACUGUCAGACCGUAGAUUCAUAUAAUUAUUUGUCAAAAUCAUUUUUAUUCAAUCUAAUUUUUCAAAAAUUUGAAAUAAAUUAUUAGUUGAAAUACAA
Messenger RNA from Dermatophagoides pteronyssinus (European house dust mite), 1497 nucleotides. RefSeq lists its product as uncharacterized. Lineage: Eukaryota; Metazoa; Arthropoda; Arachnida; Sarcoptiformes; Pyroglyphidae. Gene Ontology annotation, molecular function: BMP binding. Gene Ontology annotation, biological process: positive regulation of BMP signaling pathway. The record is from RefSeq and is a predicted model, not a curated record. Gene Ontology annotation, cellular component: extracellular region.